Molecule: messenger RNA, 2813 nt
Organism: Aegilops tauschii subsp. strangulata
Lineage: Eukaryota; Viridiplantae; Streptophyta; Magnoliopsida; Poales; Poaceae
Product: wall-associated receptor kinase 2-like
Biological process (GO): protein phosphorylation; cell surface receptor signaling pathway
Cellular component (GO): plasma membrane
Molecular function (GO): ATP binding; polysaccharide binding; calcium ion binding
Source: RefSeq, a predicted model, not a curated record
CCAAAGAAUAUGCAAGUGUUCUUGCAGCUUGGGCUCGGUCUCGUAUUGCUUGCAGCACAGUAUGCACCUGGAACUGCGGUUCCUGGUUCAGAUUGCCGAAGGCAGUGCGGUACUGUUGAGAUACCGUACCCAUUCGGUAUCGACCCGGGCUGCUCGCUCGCAGAAGGCUUCGACCUCAGUUGCAAGGUCCAAGAUGGCGUCCAGAAGCCAUUCAAGGGUGCCUUUGAGGUGCUUGACAUUUCUUUGACCGAAGGCACGACCCGGGUGCUUAAUUACAUCCUGGGGUACUGCUACAACACCUCCACAGGGAGCAUGGAGUAUUUUGGCCGAUAUGCGGGGUUCAACGAAGGAGAUCCUUCUUCUCCCUACCGGUUCUCCGACCUCCAGAACAGGUUCACGGUCAUCGGGUGCAACGCCCUCGUCUUGAUAUACGACUUUGAUGCCACGGGCUACCAGGGCUUGGGCGUCGCAACAUGCCGCAAUCUGUCCGACUUGGUGGACGGAUCCUGCUCUGGCAUGGGCUGCUCCCAGACUACAAUACCGAAGAGGAUGUACUACUAUGACAUAGCCUUCUCGGAAAUAGUCAACACAAGUGAAAUUUGGGAGUUCAACCACUGUAGCUAUGUGGUACUGAUGGAGGCUGCGGCAUUCAAGUUCAGCACUGCUUACGUAAACACAAAUAAGUUCAAUGAAACAUAUAAUGGACGGGUGCCAAUGAUUCUUGACUGGGCUAUGAGAGAUGUGAAGUCAUGUGAUGUUGCAGAACAGAAUAAGACGGGCACUUAUGCAUGCCUCAGCAGCAACAGCAAAUGUGUGAAUUCCACCAAUGAUCAAGGUUACAUGUGUAAUUGCACAGAUGGUUAUGAAGGCAACCCUUAUCUUCGAGAUGGAUGCAAAGACGUUAAUGAAUGCAAACACAACCCAUGCCCUUCAGAUGGUUUUUGUCGCAAUAUCGUUGGAGAAUACCAGUGUUCUUGUGGACUUGGGAAAAAAUAUGUCAAAGAAAGCAAUACAUGCAAUGCUAAUAUUGGCUUAAUAAUAGGAGUUACAAUGGGAAUAUUCGGCCUAAUGGUUAUCAUCAUGUUCACUGUUUUUUGCGGGCAGAUUAUAAUGCAAAAGAGAAAAUUGAAAAAAGUUAAGCAGGAGUAUUUUCAUCAGCAUGGAGGCUUGCUUUUGUUUGACAAGAUGAAAUCAGAAAAAGGUCUUGCUUUCAAUGUAUUUUCAGAAGCUGAACUCAUACAUGCAACUGACAACUUCGACAGUAGUAGGAUACUUGGAAUAGGAGGCCAUGGAACGGUCUAUAAAGGGAUACUGAAGAACAUGCCUGUUGCAAUUAAAAGAUGUGCAAUAGUUGACGAAAGACAAAAGAAGGAAUUUGGCCAAGAGAUGCUUAUUUUGUCCCAAAUCAAUCACAAGAACAUUGUCAAACUCUUGGGUUGUUGCCUUGAGGUGGAAGUUCCAAUUCUAGUAUAUGAGUUUGUCUUAAAUGGUACACUAUUCGAGCUUAUCCAUGGCAAGAACCAAGCAUUGCAAAUAUCGUUCAGCAUUCUCUUAAGGAUUGCUCAUGAAGCGGCCGAAGGACUCAACUUCUUGCAUUCAUAUGCGUCUCCCCCAAUAAUUCACGGUGAUGUAAAAACUUCCAACAUCCUGCUUGAUGAUAACUAUAUGGCCAAAGUGUCAGACUUUGGAGCUUCCAUACUAGCACCAUCGGACAAAGCGCAGUUUGUCACAAUGGUUCAAGGUACUUGUGGUUACCUUGACCCCGAAUACAUGCAAACAUGUCAGUUAACAGACAAAAGUGACGUAUACAGCUUCGGAGUUAUCCUUUUAGAGAUCCUCACAGGCCAGUUGCCAUUGAAACUCGAGGGGUCUGAGAAGCAAAGAAGCUUGUCAUUGAUUUUCCUAUCUGCUAUGAAGGACAAUAAUCUAGAUUCUGUGUUGGUUAGCCACGUGAAAGGUCAAGAGAGCAUGGAGUUACUGAGAGGACUUGCAGACCUAGCUAAAAAUUGCCUAGAUAUGUGUGGUGAAAAUAGGCCAUCUAUGAAAGAGGUCGCCGAUGAGCUCAAUAGAUUGAGAAAACUUUCAUUACAUCCUUGGGCACAACUCGAUGUCGAGACAGAUGCUGAAAACCUUCUCGGAGAAGAAUCUACUAGUGGGUAUGAAAUAGAAUUAAGUGGGUAUCCUACGGGUGAAAGUGAGGACCUACCCAUAAACCCAAGAAGUUCCUAUUAUGCAAGGUGAGUAAACACAUGUGUAGUAAUCUAUUAAACCUACUACAUGCAGGUUGUUCCUUCUGUACUUCGUUACCAUGUGUAAUAUUUAUGUUAAUUCUAAACCUUCUUACCAUGUGUAUUGUAUUUUGAGGAUUGCUUGUACCUUUCCUAAUAGGGAGUCUAUCUCUUGCAAUUCAUAAAUUGCUAUUUGUGUUUUUAAAACAAUUAGGUGUGUGAUGUGAAAUAUCCAUUGGAUAUUCAAAUAUACAUGUAUCCUAGACAUAUGAAAGUCUAAUUCAUACAUGCUUUCUACAUCUACAUAUUACAAAUGCAUAACAAUAUAUCUUUGAGGCCAAUAAUAUCCUAUUUACUUUUAUAUUUUAAUAUAUGUUACAAUAUGUUUUUUAACACCAAAUUUUAUCUCAAUUUUAUAAAAAUAUCUAUUGACUCGAACGCUGCGGAAGGCGAUACAACCAUAAGAAGUUCAUAACCAAUCGUCGCAAAUGAAUUUGCAAAUAAUCCAUAAAGGUCCGAAGUCUGAACACACUCAAAAGGAAAUUAUCAUAGUUUGACAAAAUUAAAACAACCGAAGGUACUAGA